AUGACUACCUUCAACAUUCGGAUACUGGUUGGAACUUUGUUGCUGCUCACACUGCUGCCUCAGAUUACAUGCAUGAAACAUUUUAUUAACUGCACUAUUUAUGAUGAUCCACUUCCUUUACCACAUCAGUUUUAUCAGCCAGGCAAUGUGAUCAUUGGGGCAAUUGCCUCUCAGGUUUUUUACUUUCACGACAGCCCCACUUUCAUAGAGCAGCCUACACAAGCAUUGAUUGAUGAACCAGUCUCCAUGCCAAAGAUGUACCAACACAUUCUGGCCUUGGCAUUUGCUGUAAAGGAGAUAAAUAAGAAUCCCAAACUCUUGCCAAACAUAACUCUAGGCUUCCACAUUAUCAAUGGCUAUUACAUUGCAAAGAUGACCUAUAAGGCCACCCUGAACCUACUUUGCGCACAGCAAAGGUUUGUCCCCAACUUCAUCUGUGAUUCUCAGAAAGAAUUAAUAGCUGUCAUUGGAGGAUAUGUGACUGAAGCUUCUGCCAUUAUGGCCAACAUUGUUGCCAUCUACAAGAUUCCACAGAUGGUCCCCAAUGAAGAUUAUCAAUUCAGAGGAGUACUCCAAUUACUUCAUCAUUUUGGGUGGAUGUGGGUUGGGCUCCUGGCUGUGGAUGAUGACUAUGGAGACAGAUUUUUGAAGGCCAUAAUGCCAUUGCUUACCCAAAAUAGCAUCUGUUAUGCAUUCAUAAUCAGGCUACCAAAACGAAGUUAUGUGGAUGAGUAUUUAGACUUUAUGAUAUAUCAGUUGCAUCACUCAUUAAAGAACAUCUUGUUCAACAACAGUGCUGGAGACAAUGUGAGGUUUGAUGAAAAUAGAGAAUUAGUCUCAGGAUUUGAUCUUACAAAUUGGGUGACUUUCUCAAACAACUCUUUUGUUAGAGUGAAGGUUGGAAGACUGGAACCUCAGGCUCCUCCAUGUAAACAACUAACCAUUAGUGAUGAUCUAAUUGAGUGGCAUAGAAGCUUUAACCAGGUGCUGCCCCUUUCGGUGUGCAAUGACAAUUGCUAUCCAGGCUUCAGUCGGAAAAAGAAGGAAGGAGAAAAAUUUUGUUGUUAUGAUUGUGCUCCAUGUCCAGAAGGAAUGAUAUCUGGCCAGAAGGACAUGGAUGCCUGCAUGAAAUGUCCAGCAGACAAAUAUCCUAACAAAGAUCAAAACCAAUGCAUUCCCCGAAUUCUAAGCUACCUCUCUUAUAAAGAACCUUUAGGAAUUUUGCUUACUGUGUUGGCCAUUUACUUCUCUGUGAUCACAGCUUUAAUCCUUGGAGCCUUUUGGCAGCACCAGGACACUCCAAUUGUCAAAGCCAACAACCGAACCCUCACCUAUAUCCUCCUCUGCUCACUUCUACUUUGCUUCCUCUGUGCCUUGCUGUUCAUUGGGCAGCCUGCACAGCUGACCUGCCUUCUCCGACAAAUGGCUUUUGGUGUUGUCUUCUCAACCUCCCUUUCCUGUGUGUUGGCAAAAACCAUCACUGUGGUUCUAGCAUUCAUGGCUACACAACCAGGAUCUGGAAUAAGAAAAUGGGUAGGGAAAAGACUGGCAGAUUCAAUUGUCCUUUCUGGUUCAUUUAUUCAAAUAGUCAUUUGCAUGGUUUGGCUGAUUUCUUCUCCUCCAUUCCCAGAUACAGACAUGAGCUCUGUAAAUGGGGAAAUCAUAGUGCUAUGUAAUGAGGGUUCAGCUGCCAUGUUUUACUGUGUCUUGGGCUACACAGGCUUUCUGGCAAUUGUCAGCUUCACUGUGGCUUUCUUUGCCAGAAAGUUACCCGACAGUUUCAAUGAAGCCAAAUUUAUCACUUUCAGCAUGCUGGUCUUUUGUACUGUUUGGCUGUCUUUUGUUCCAACUUAUCUUAGCGCUAAAGGAAAAUACAUGGUGGCUGUGGAGAUCUUCUCUAUUUUGUGCUCUGGUGCUGGAUUACUGAGUUCUAUUUUCUUCCCCAAAUGCUACAUCAUUAUUCUGAGACCUGAGCUAAACAAUAGGGAGCAUUUAAUAAGGAGGGGGAAAUAA
This is a messenger RNA of Podarcis raffonei (Aeolian wall lizard), 2013 nucleotides long. Its product is annotated as vomeronasal type-2 receptor 26-like. Gene Ontology annotation, biological process: G protein-coupled receptor signaling pathway. The coding region runs from base 1 to 2013 and encodes 670 amino acids. Gene Ontology annotation, molecular function: G protein-coupled receptor activity. The record is from RefSeq and is a predicted model, not a curated record. The transcript has 6 exons. Gene Ontology annotation, cellular component: membrane. Lineage: Eukaryota; Metazoa; Chordata; Lepidosauria; Squamata; Lacertidae.